AUGCCAUCCGAACACUUCCCUGCCUCAAAUGGGAUGCUGCCUUACUGGCGCACAGAGCCCCAUCGGCUCGAUAACUUUCGGUCCACAGAAGCUCUGCCGAAGGAGAGCGAUAUCGUCAUUGUGGGUGCUGGAUAUGCAGGCUCUUCUCUUGCUUAUCAUAUACUUGAUCAAGUUCCGCCUGGAGACAAGCCCCCUUCUAUCACCAUUUUGGAGGCGCGACAGGCAUGUUCUGGGGCGACAGCCCGAAAUGGAGGCCAUAUGAAACCUGAUAUCUACAACUUUGUCGCUACUAUCGAAGCAGAGCAUGGUGUCGAAGCCGCAGCAGAGGUUGCAGCAUUCGAAGCAAACCAUGUCCAUGCCAUCAAGGACUUUGUUGAUAAGGAGAAAAUUGACUGUGACUAUACAGUCACCAAAGCGAUCGAUGUGCAAUUAAGUUCGGAUCAUUUUCAGAAGCUUAAGAACGGGCAUGUGCGGUUGGUUUCGAAUGGAAGCGAACCAACUAAGCAGGCUCGCUUUGUGAAUGCUGAGAACGCGGAAUCGUUCUCGAGUGUCAAAGGCGCAGUUGGCUGUGUUACAUACGAUGCCGGCAGUAUCUGGGCUUACAAGUUCGUGCUCCAUAUCUUGGAGAAAGUAGUCUCGCAAGGCGUGAAUCUGCAGACUCAUACGCCCGUGUCUAAAAUCACAAAAUCAACCAAUAAUUCACCGUCUUCUGCAAAGUGGGCCGUGCAGACUGCGCGCGGCACUAUCACCGCACAAAAGGUGAUCCUUGCGACCAAUGCCUAUACCUCCGCUCUCGCACCACAAUACCAGAACAAGAUUGUUCCCGUUAGAGGGACGUGCUGUCGAAUUGCCGUUCCUCCAGGAUCCACUGCCCCGCGCUUGACGAGUACUUAUACCUUGCGGUGGAAUAGUUGGGACUACGAUUAUCUGAUCCCUCGUGCGGAUCGGAGUAUCGUCGUGGGAGGUGCCCGAACGGCUUUCAUUGACAAGUUGGAUAACUGGUACAAUGUCAGCGAUGACAGUCGCGUUCUGGAGAGUGCCGUACGCUAUUUCGAUGGCUACAUGCAGAGGAAUUUUGUGGGAUGGGAAGAUAGUAAUGCGUACACUGAUCGGGUGUGGACUGGCAUUAUGGGAUACUCGUCUGAUGGAUUACCGCACAUCGGGUCGGUUCCUGGACAGAAAGAUCAAUAUAUUUUGGCUGGAUUUACUGGCCACGGGAUGCCACAGAUCUUUUUUGCGGCGGAGGGUAUUGCGAAGAUGGUGGUGGGUGGUAUGACAUUCGAAGAGACUGGUCUACCCCGGUUAUUCAAGACGAGUCAGUCGAGACUUGAUAAGCAGGAGAACAAGAUACUCAAGAGCGCGCCUCAAAGUGGAUCCUCGCAGGCCAAGCUAUGA
This is a messenger RNA of Penicillium cataractarum, 1395 nucleotides long. RefSeq names its product NAD(P)/FAD-dependent oxidoreductase. Gene Ontology annotation, cellular component: cytoplasm. The record is from RefSeq and is a predicted model, not a curated record. Lineage: Eukaryota; Fungi; Ascomycota; Eurotiomycetes; Eurotiales; Aspergillaceae. The transcript is spliced from 4 exons. Gene Ontology annotation, molecular function: oxidoreductase activity. Bases 1 to 1395 code for a protein of 464 amino acids.